UAAACCACUACGAAGAGGUUUUGUUGUGGUAGUGAAUAAACGCGUCCGAAGUAUCAAAAUUAAUGCAAUUAUUAAGCAUUUCUGGAGAAUCGAUUAGCUAUAGAACAUUUCCCUGUCUUUUUAUCAGGCUGUAAGCUAUACCAGCUACUAUUAUAAUUAUGGAAUGCGAAGAAAGUGCCUCAGCGAAUGUAAACUCCGCUGAUAGUUUGCCUAAUUCUGAAGCGGUACAAGUUCGAGUAUCAGAUAUAUUAACUGUUGACAACUCCCGCAUGGCUCUUAAAAGAUUAAGAAGAAAAUCGUUGUGUAAAUUAAAGAGAAAAAAUGCCUGUCAUGUCUGCAGCUCUUCACCUAUUCGUGUUUACACAAUCGAAUUUGUUGAAGAAAGAUUAGACUUAGCUGUGGACCAUCUUUGUCCAAAUUUUUAUAGAAAAAUGACAACUAUUCCAGAAGAAGGAUUCCAUUACAAAAAACCUUCCAAGCAUCACUACUGUUCCAAAGCAAAAGCUGCUAAAAAGAAAGUAGCAUCUUUAAAAGCUGUUGUAAAUAGAUUGAAAAAAAUGUGGCCUACGAAACCUGAAGUGCUUCAAGAGUGUCUUACAGAUGAUAUACUUGAACAUUUCAGAGCAAUUCAAAUUUAGCUUGUUAGAAAGGCCAAUCAUUCCUUUUGUUUAUUACUGGUUCCAAGUUAAAUAAAAUUCCAGAUUUCGAUCUUCCAGAUAUUAGGGGUGUUUGUUUGUUUUGUUGUUAAAAUGUGGUUGUAAUGAUUAUCAUUAUCAUUAUUCUUUAUUUUUUUGUGUGCAUGUGUGUUGUAUUUAUGUUAUUUCUCUUUGUAAUCAUUGUUAUUGUAAUUUCAAAUUGCAUUUACUUUUGCAAUUCUAAUAUUGUUAUUGAUAUUCCUGCUUCUUUUUAUAUGUUGUUCAUAUUGUACUAUGCAAAUUAAAAAUCCAGUUUUACAAAAUCCUGUUGUUUAUAUUAAUUCAUAGAUUUUUCUUGAACCUCAGUAAUGUUAUGCUUUAGUUGAAUGUGUAAAUUUUAGUAUCAGUUUUAACACACACAUCCAUUUAAAACUCUCAAUAUAAAUCUUAAUUUAUAUAGUACAUGCAAUAAUAGAUGGAAGUCGUAUGUAGAAAUAAUAUGAUAACUGAUGAGUUUUCAUUUAAUUGGCAUUUCAAUUUUUCAUCUCAAUUGAAUUUGCAUGUCCACAACUAUUAGUUAGUACUGGAAAGACAAUAUUUCUUUAAUCCAUCUUUCAGUUUCUUUUGCAGUAUUUUUCUUUGUCAAUAUUUAAAAAUUCUUUUCUAAUUUUUAUUUUACCUUUCGGUUUUUAAUUCUUACUUUAAUUAUUUUCUUGUUUUGACUUGGCUGGAAUUAAUGCUGACUUCAAAAUUGUAUUUCUUAGCUUUACUGGCAUUUUUGAUAUUUGAUAGGAGUAUCCCCAUUUCAUUCAUUUGAUUAUUUAUAUAUAUUGCAGCAAUUUGUGCAGCAUUAAAUUAGUGAUUAAAUAUUUUUCAAUUAAUGAUCUGUGUAUUUUUUAUUAUAUUUCAACCUUGAAUUAGUUUGGCAAGAUAAGGGCAUAAGAAAUAUUGGCCUCUUAAUUUUCCCUGAGGUGUACAAAAUUAUAAAGAAUGUCUCUCUUGCAUGUAAAUAUGCAGAAAAUCAUUAAGUCUUUCAACAGCUGCAGAAAAUUGUAUAUGUGUUGAAUUUUUCUUUUAGUGAGAGAGAGAGUGCCCUUCUGUGUCUGUAAAAAUGUUUACUUGCACAAUUAGAAGUAUUGUUGUAAUACUGGAUUAAAAGCAACAUUUCAAUUAAUUUGAUUAAUUUUAAUUGUUAAUAUAUGUGUGAAUAUAUAUAUGCAAUGAAGGCAAAGUUUUAGAAGUACUGAUAUAGGAACACUGAGGCGUAGGAAGCAUAGCAAUGUUGUUUUGCAUAGAUGCUUGAUGCUUGUCGAUUCAUAUUGAAAAGGAAAAAGUCAAUCCUGAUUAAAUUCACAUUUAGAGCAGGAUAUGUAAGAUAAAAAAUAUGUAAAUCAGCUUUAUAAUUUAAUUUGGUAAUAGCCUUUUAAUACCUCUUUUUUAAUUUGGUUAUUUCCUGUUUAGUCUAAAAAAAAUAGUGUUUCUAGACUGUGCCAUUUCUUAAUUAAUCUAUGUCGUAUGGCUUGCAUAAUGCUGAUGAUGUAGCUAAUUGGGAACUUGCACUCAGAAUUUUGAAAAAUGCAGCCUUUCUACGUAAAUAAAAACCUUCCUCUUUAGUGAACUGCCAUAUUGGAUAAUGUGUACUUUAACUUCUUUCUCUGUACUGCUUGGACGUAAUUUCGCUGUGCUCUCUUCCUAUCGCAACAGUAUCAAAAAUAAAAAGGUUCUGGAAAUAAGCAUGAUUAGAGUGCCAACAAACCAUUCAGUGGCAAAGACAAAGCCUGUGCAUCCAAGUAAACAUAUUAAGUAUCACUGGCUGUUAAUAACUUCUAAACUACUCCCUCCAUUGGAAUUUCGUGGGAGAUGUCCAUCUUUUCCUACCACCAAUCUCUUGAGAGAAUUUUGGCUUGCCAUCUAUUUUGAGUGCCUUGUGCAAUCACUGCUGCACUUGAAACACAUACAUGCCUUCUCCGGAAUUUAAACCCGAGUAAUUAGCAGUACAGUAAUUAGCAUCACCAUCCACUAUGCCAUCUGUGCAGUAUUUUAUCUUAUGAUGGUUAUAAUCAAUUAAACAACAAAUCUUUGCCAGUUCCAUUGAUAAUUCAGUAAGCCAGAUAAGUAAUUCAUUAAUAAUUAGUUUUUUGUCUCUAAUAUAAGAUGCAUUUGCUUAUUAAAUAUAAAAAUAAUACCCAUAAAGGUGCUGCUAUAUGUAGAUGAUUGUAUGUCAGCUUGAAUUUUAUUAAGCUCUUCAUUAUGUAAAACCACAAUAAAUUCCUUUUGUCUUCCAUGUGCAAAUGAUGCACAGCUCAUUUUUUCAAAUUUUAAACUCAAUUUACAGAGUCAUAUUUCUAGCUAUUUAAUUAAACUGAGUUUUCCCCCCCCCCAGUUUUACGAGUCUUUUGAUGAAAUAUAUUUUUUGAGCGAAUAUGAAAUCACCCAUAUGAUUUUUUAAAACAGUAAUCAAAGAUAUUCUGAUUUUUUUCUAUAUUAAUUUAAUUUGUUUUAUUAAUAGUGGAAUGUAAAUUAUAUCUUUCUAAAUUUCUUGUCAAGCAAUAAAAUAAUUAAUGUGGCAAUGCCAA
Stegodyphus dumicola is the source of this 3211-nucleotide messenger RNA. RefSeq lists its product as uncharacterized. Lineage: Eukaryota; Metazoa; Arthropoda; Arachnida; Araneae; Eresidae. The record is from RefSeq and is a predicted model, not a curated record.